AUGUUUUCGUCAAAUAAACGAAAGUCAAUUUCGGCAAAAUCUGCUAUAUCUCAAGCACGAGAUAAUAAUCCUUCCUCGAAAAUAACAACCACUACUACUACGAAAGCUCCGCCCUUACCUAAACGAGAGCCUAUAGCAGAUGAUAUUAAACCAUCCAAUGCAACGCCAUCUACGUCUUUUAGGGACACAUCGGAAAAGAAGAGCGAUUUACCGUCGAUAUUAAAACCAUCAACUUCAUAUAAUAAUAUCAUUCCUACCAAACCCUCAUCAUUACCAAUAAAGACUAGCAAAUCAAGUCAUGGUGAAUCUUCAAAUUCAAAAAAUGAUUCAAUAACCUCUUCUCCUACAAUAAAACCAUCACAAAAUGAGGGUAAACCUCGACGUAGUAGAAGUUCAACUUUAUAUCACGGAGAUCCCACUUUAGAGACAAAGAGUUCAUCAGGUUUCAGGAGCUCGAUGAUUGGAGAAAGUCCUUCUAGACUACCUAAAAAACAUAAACGUACGGGAUCAGCUCCUAUUCUAAAUAUUUCGACUAUGUCACUACCUGAUAAUAUAAAUAAAGCAUUUUCGACGAAAUCCAUGACAAAUUUAAAUAAUGAGUUUGAAGCUAAAAUUGAUAGAGAGACUCCAAAACAAUAUCUUGAAAGGAUGAUGUAUGGUGUUUCAAGAUCAAAAUUGGUUACCAUAUUAACGCAAAAAUCUGAUACUUUUCAUCAAACUGCACUUAAAGCUUACAUGGAACUUUUUGAGUUCGAAAAAGUUCCUAUUGAUCUUGCUUUGAGAAAACUUUUAAUGGAAUGUAAUUUGCCAAAAGAAACGCAACAAAUUGAUCGAGUUAUAGAAGCAUUUGCUAAAUGUUAUCACGAAUCAAAUCCUGAUUUAUUUCCUUCUGCUGAUACCCCUUAUAUGCUCGCAUUCUCUUUAUUAAUGCUUCACACCGAUUAUUAUAAUAAAAGCGUAAGGCAAAAGAUGACAAAAGAAGAAUUUGUUAGAAAUACUCGUAUCGAUGGCGUUAAUCCAGAAAUAUUGGAGAUUCUCUAUGAUAAUGUUACAUAUACUCAAUUCAUAUAUGCUCAAGAUGAUACUGAUGUUAAUGGUCAAACAAUGCUUGCAUCACCGACACAGAAUCGUCAAAGGAGGUUGUUCUCUUCAAAAGAACGAAAAAAAUCUAUACGUUUUAGAAACGAUCCUUAUUGGGUUAUACAAACUAAAUCACCUACGGAAUUUAAACCUAAAAUUAAAGAUAUUGUUCCCACGGAAAAUCCAUAUUCUUAUAUGGGAACCCUACCAGCUUUAGACACCACGGAUCUUCACCGUGUAUUUUCUACGUCUAAUUCAAUCCGAAUCACUGGUGUUAAAAAUAGACGUAAGAGCCAUACAUAUAAUGACACUCAAACAGAUGAUGAUGGAACUUAUUUUCUAAAUGUAACUAAAUGUGGUAAACUUGGAAGAAAGGUUGAUUUAAUCGAUGGUAAAAAGAAAAGUACUUUCAUAAGAAAUUGGAGAAUAUAUGGCGUCAUAUUGAGUGGUAGUCAAUUGAUGUUCUUUAAAGAUGAAAAAUCAAAAUUACCGAUCUUAAAACCUGAUGUAAUACUCAUGACAGGAGAUUCGGUGGCAGUAUAUGAUAAAAAUUAUGAGAAACAUAAAAAUGUCUUUCGUUUAGUAUGUCCAAAAGGACAUCAAUAUUUAUUUAAAGCCGAAAAUGAAGAAGAAAUGAAUGAUUGGAUAUCAAAAAUCAAUUAUGCUGCCACAUUUAAAACUGCUGGUUUAAAGAUGAGAAAUAUUCGGAAUCCGAAUAUUGGAAAUUUAAGACGAGGCAGUUUUAAUUUUGGAAUGUUUGGGUACAGUCAUGAUGAUGCUGCUAAAGAAGCACAAGGACGUACCAAUUUGAUUCGUUCAAAAACUAAUGAACUUCGGGGUAAAAUUACUACGUUAACAUCUCAGCUUCAAGCUGAUAUUCGAUUUAGAAACAAUCUAUUUCUAAUGAUGCCGUUUAAAGCAUCAACAAGAGAUCGUAUAUUAAAAGUUGCAACUUUAGUAGGAUCUCGACUAAAACAUACAUGUUUAGAAUUAAGUAAACUUGUAUGUUAUCAUGAAAUUUUGGAAAAAGAUUUAUGUUCAACGGUAAUGGAAGAUAAAACUUAUUGGCAAAAUCGAAGAAGUUAUUUUACACCUGUAGAUAAUAAUAUGGAUGAUAAAGUUGUGUCUUGUUAUACGACAGCUAAUUUAUCAACAAAAACUUUGGGAGUUCCUGAAACAUUUGGACGAUUAUUUGUUAAGGAACCAAUUAGUAGUAAUAAUAAAUUACUUGAACCAACUGAGAGAAACUCUGAAAGUAAUAUAAGACCUGCCACUAUGGCUUCAUUCCUUCGUACUUCUCCAUCAUCACUAUCUUUAAAUUCAAGUUCUGGUGAAUCUAGUAGGACUUCACUUUCAACCUAUGGUGAUAAUGAAGAGGGUAGUGAUUUUCAUGGAAAUAUUUCUGAGUAUGAACUUGAUGAUCGAGAUGAUUACAGUUUUAGAGAUGAUGCUAGUAGUAUAAUUGUACUUGAUGAUGUCAAAGAACAAUCGAAUGGAAGUGAGAAUGAAGAUUAUGAACCUAGUUUGAUAGAUGUUGAAUCUGUUUAUGAUGGAAAACGUUCGGAUGGAAUAGAAAUUCGAGUAACAGAAUUUACUGAAGUUACAUCAUCAUCAAAUGAUGAAAAAGGAAAGAAAUCUGAGCAUGAAGAAUUGAUUGUUAAAGAUGAUUCUAAUGCUCAACUUAAAAUUUCACGAACUCGGCCACUAUCAGUCUUGAGACCUAAGAGCGGUCAAGGAGAAAAAUCGUUCACAAGUUCAUAUAUGGGAAAAAAUAAUGUAUCGGUACCUGUUCUUGUUAUAUCUAAAGUUGAUGAUGAAUCAGGAUCGGAAGAAAAAACGAGUGAUGAUAUUAGUGACUAUUUUGUCGAUGCUGAGGAGUGGAGCCGUAAUUUUAUUUGA
This is a messenger RNA of Dentiscutata erythropus, 2979 nucleotides long. Lineage: Eukaryota; Fungi; Glomeromycota; Glomeromycetes; Diversisporales; Gigasporaceae. The record is from the annotation of a GenBank genome assembly.